Molecule: messenger RNA, 3432 nt
Organism: Menidia menidia (Atlantic silverside)
Lineage: Eukaryota; Metazoa; Chordata; Actinopteri; Atheriniformes; Atherinopsidae
Source: the annotation of a GenBank genome assembly
UUGUUUUUUAAGAUGGCUGAUGUGGAGCUGGUGAGGAAGAUGGUGCGGGCCAUCUUGCACGCUAACAAAGGUGGAGUGUCUCUGUCACGUCUGCAGUCAGAGUACAAGGAGCUGACUGGGGAGCAGAUACCACAUAAACAAAUGGGACACAGUCAACUGGGUGCUCUGCUAGCUGACAUGCCCUCUGUGGUCCGCAUAGAGCGCAACCGGUCUGGAGAGGUGGUCUAUUUUGCUUCUGGGGGCACUGACACAGCCCAUAUAGCAAAGGUAGUGGCCCGUCAACGAAGUUCGAAGAAGACAGGCCGGCCCCACCUGGUCAACACCCAGAUGAGGGUCAAACCAGCAGUUCCACUUGUUCUCAAUGCCAAACCUCAAACCUCUCUGAGGCAGCCAAAACACAGAGGACGAGGUGGGGGUAGAGCUGGCCGCGGGGCUGGACAUGGAGACUUUAGACAGACGAGAGACAUAAGGGAUGGCCAGUCAGAUGGCAAGAGCGGUGGGCACCCAAACAAGUUGUCCAACCAGAACACACCCAACAGAAAAGGGAACCAAGCUGGAGACAAGCCAGACAAGAGGAUGACUCUCCCGUCACGGUUCCAAAAGGAGGUGCAUGCUCACCUUUCCAGAAACUCCCAACAGACUGGUUCACCUUUAAAUCUAAAUGAGAGCUUUGGCUCAGGGAAAGGAAAACCUUACAACCCUCAGCAGAUCCAGGGUCACAUCAGAGAGAUCUUGGGAAAGUACAGCAAUGGCUUCUGGGUGUCUAAACUGCCACAGAUCUACAGAGACCUAUACAAACAGGACCUUCCAACUGAGGCGAUCAAAGACCUGGAGACCUGGACUCACAUCUGCACCAUAGAGAAAACGUGCAGUAGUAACUCAUCUGAGCUGCUUCUCUACCCUGCCAAGGAAGAGGCCAUGGCGUCUUCUCCUUCACACAUCUUUAACCCAAAUUCAAACACUAUUAUUACAACUACUUCGAACACCCCAGUAGACAAACAUUUACAAUCCCCUGUCCAACAGAGACCUCCUAGCGCUCAUCUAAAUCGCUCUGGAUCUCAAUCUCCACCAUCAUCCUCCUUCUCGCCCAGUCCUCCCUCCUCCCCUGCUACCAUUAAUGUUGACCUGAAGCAGAAACUGGAGGAGCUGCUGGUGAAGUACUCCAAUGGUCUGUGGGCCCAUGCUUUGCCAAAGCUCUUCCAGGACACCUACAAAACCAAACUGCCUGGACAUGUCUUGGAGAACCUUGGUCUGCUCUCUGACAUCUGCACUAUCGACUACCCGAUGCCUGACAACCCAAAGAGGGCCAUUCUGUACAGGAAAAGCAAAGCAGGAGGUGGGGAGGAUGAGAACUGUAACGGAGGGAGCUCCUCGAUCAGUGAGGAUGAUCUGAGGUUGAGGAAGGAGCUGGGGAGAAGGCUCAGUAACCAGGCAGUGCCUUCUCUGCAGAUCCCAAAAGAGGAAUAUCCCUCUGUUCUUGUUGUUGAGGCCACAAACACAAAUGGAGUUGUACUAAGAUACAUUGGGGAGGGUUAUUCCCAGGCACAGGAGUCCAUGGAGGAUGAGAUGAGGGAGUUCUAUGGCUUGGACCAAAGCCGGCCAUCUCCCCUGUUGUCUCUUUCCUCGGGCCAACUUGUCGCAGUCCGUGCUGAGGAAGAGGAGGAGAUUCUUAGAGCACAGGUCAUCGAGGUGAUGACCGACAAAGUCAAGGUAUACUAUGUGGACCAUGGCUUCUCAGAGGUGAUCAUUAAAACCAAAGUGUUUGAACUACAUGAGAAGUUUUUCAAGUUACCUUUUCAGGCAACCAAAUGUAAACUGGCAGGCCUGGAGCCAUUCUGUCAGGAGCCUGCAGUGUUGAAGAAGUUUGAGGCAAUGGCGAGUGGAAGGAUCCUGUUGGCUGAGAUCUUGGAGAGAACGCCGGCACCUCUUGCUGUCCUUUAUGACACAUCUCAGGAUGAUGACGUGAACAUCAAUGCUGCCUGCAUGAAAGCUCUGCAGGACAAGACAUUAGCGAGCCCAUUACAGGUGAACAGCGCCUAUAUGAAUGUGACUGUCAGCAGUGUUUGCUCUGAUGGGACUAUUUACUGUCGGCUCCCCUCCAGAGGACUCGCCAAGAUGAACGAGAUUCUGGAGAAUAUAGAGACGUACUUCCACUCACAGGUGACAUCAGAGUUCCUGGUAUCCAGACCCUUUUGUGGGAAAGGAUGUCUGGCCCGCUAUAAAGGCAAAUGGUCCCGUGUAGAGAUCACCAACCUGCAUGGCAGCAGAGUGUUGGACAUCCUGUUUAUCGAUAUCGGUGUCCAAGCUUCCAUAGAGGUGUUUGAGCUGAGAGAGAUCCCAUCACCAUUCCUCCGUGACCUCAUGGCUGUCCCACCACAGGCUGUGAAGUGCUGUCUAGCAGACCUGGCUGUCAGUGUUGGGUCCUGGACUCCAGAAGCUGUCCAGUGGCUUCGAGAAAAAGUCCUCCACACCACUGACUGUAGCAUGAAGGUUGCCAAGGUAGAUGAAACCAAACACUGCAUCAGCAUCCACUUGUUCACUGACAAGAACUUCCAUGAUCCGGCCUUCAGCCUAAACCAUCAGAUGGCCCAGUCCGACCUUUUCAAACAGCAGCCAGACGUGUUCCUUACCAGCCACAGCCCAACCAAGAUUUGGACAAAUGUCUCCCCUUCCAAGAUCUCCAGCACCAGUGACUCCACAAACAGCAGUCCUACAUCAGCCUCUGCUCCACCCAAGCCUCAUCUCAAAAAGCCUCUGUCAGGACCCAGAGGAGGAGGGGGGAGCACAACCGCCAGCCCACCGGAAUCUCCAUCAUCCCUUUCACACUCUCUCCAGCUGCCACCCCUGCUGGACCUGCCCCCAGUUGGGAACAACAUUGAUGUUUACGUGUCACUGGCAUGUCAUCCUGGACACUUUGUGCUGCAGCCUUGGAGAGACAUGUAUAAACUGGUGGUGCUGAUGGGAGAGAUGAUACUCUACUACAACAAAACUGAGGAGAAACCACUCAAAAUACAGAAGAAUCAUAUGUAUGCGGCUAAAGUAGAGAACAACUGGCAUCGUGUGUUAGUGAAGGGAGUCCUGAGCAAUGGCUUGGUUUCUGUGUAUGAGCUGGACUACGGCAAACAUGAGCUGGUCAGCUGCAGCCAGCUCAGACCACUGAUCAAGGAGUUCAGACAGCUGCCUUUCCAGGGAAUUACUGCCCAGCUGGCUGGAGUCAAACCGAGGCAGUGGUCAGAGGAAGCGUCCAUCGUUUUCAGGAACCACGUGGAGAAGAAGCCUCUGGUGGCCCAGCUGGAGGCCGUGCAGGAAGCCAUGAACCCAUGGGACAGGAAGCUGACCGUCUUCCUGGUGGACACUUCACAGGAAGAAAGAGACAUCUGGAUGCAUGACAUCAUGGCUGAGUUUGCAGAAGAGCUGAACAACGAGCUGUAG